This is a messenger RNA of Octopus sinensis (East Asian common octopus), 1735 nucleotides long. RefSeq names its product inositol 1,4,5-trisphosphate receptor type 3-like. The coding region runs from base 34 to 1704 and encodes 556 amino acids. Gene Ontology annotation, molecular function: calcium channel activity. The transcript is spliced from 14 exons. Gene Ontology annotation, biological process: calcium ion transmembrane transport. The record is from RefSeq and is a predicted model, not a curated record. Gene Ontology annotation, cellular component: membrane. NCBI's taxonomy places the organism in Eukaryota, Metazoa, Mollusca, Cephalopoda, Octopoda, Octopodidae.
GGUCUCUUGCAGUGUUUUGUGGGAAAAUUCAAAAUGGCGGAGCAGCAAAUGGGAACGAAAAAGAUGAACAACGUUGUAGUACCAUUACUUCAUGAUUGUUACGAUCCUCAUGAUCAACAGAAGAAAGCAGUGAAUAAACAGAAGCAGGUUGUGAAAGAAUUGAGAGAAAUGUUUAACGUUUCUUCAAUAUUUGAGAUGGAUUUCCUCACCAAAGUGUUAAUGGAUUUGGCCAAUUAUAAAUACAACAAGACAAUAACAAAGUCCCUUAACAUCCUAAACAAACUGUACUCUUCGAAAUCCAAUAUGUUUAAAUUAUCAAUGAAAGUACAGGUCCUUCUAACUCAAGACUCGGCGCGAGUUCACCGAGAAGUCCUAAAAAAUAUGCCCAUCUUACGGCGAUUGGCCAGAGCCAAACUGGACGGUCAGCAAGUGAAACUGAUGGGCAGCAUCCUGGAUGAUUUGGCAGAGUUCUGUCACCUGCCAAUGACCCCAGAUGAACCACACCCUAUGAAUCAGAAUAUUUUAAUCAGCAACGGAAUUCUGGAAAUUUUGUUUGAUGUCUUGUGUCAAGACAUCGAUACGAAACUACUGAUAGAUCAAUAUGGCGGGAUGAAAGAAGUGUUUCGAAAAACCUUGUAUCUGUUACGGUUAUUAGCGAAGGAGAACAACACGGUGCAGACACAUAUUUUCGACAGACUUGAUGUAUUACUUGAUGUCCGAGUGGCCGAAUCGGACCUUGCCGUAGCAUUAAAGGAGGUAUUUGCUGGCAACCAAGCAACAUGCUUGAAAAUACAUCCCCGCCAAAUCCAGAAAAUCGUUAAUCGAGCUGCUGACCUGCAGGAGAAAGCCCCACAAUUUCUCGAUCUGCUUACAAUGAUUGUGAAAGUUUUCGGCACAGGGCUCACCCUAAAACGCAACCAGGCGUACGUAAUGAAAUACAUAAUGCAAAAUUAUAAAAAAGUCGCCUUUGUCUUGGAUCUUACCCGCGAUAAUAGAGAAAAGAUUAUGUUGAAUCCAUCGAUGAUGGAAACAUUGCGCUAUUAUAUCAGCCUCCUAGAUUUGCUGGCUACAUGCGCAGAGGGCGAAAACAUGUUCAUAGAAUCUUUGUGUCAAACCAUUUUGCCGUUUGACGAUUUGCUUUUUGUUCUCAACAACCAAAGAAUCGACAACUCUUUGAAGAAACCAUUUUUGCGUUGCUUACAUCAUGUCUACAUGAAGAAUUCUGUCGCAGUUGUUGAGACUGGGAUUGGAGAAUUGCCACAUGAUCCUGACCUUUGGGAAUAUUUGUCCAAUGUGUCAGUGGAAAUGAAUCGGCUGACUGACAGCAUCAAGGAAGAUCCGGACAAGAUCGCCAUUCACUUGAAAACUGCUCCAGAAAAAAGUGGAGCAGCAAGUUCCUUGGAUUUUGAAUCGUCAGCCUAUGGCACAGUUCUCUACAUAUUGGAAGGGGUCAUGCCCUUUCUAACAACGUUUUACAAACACUUUUAUUUCCCCGACAACGAUGCUUUUGGUAAUGAAGUAGAUGACACAGACCAUCUGGCGAAAGCAGUAGUGAUGUUCUGCGAAGUUAUUGGUCCUCUUCUAUACAAAGCAGAACAUAUGAAGAACAUGGUCAACUGUAUCACAGCUGUCGUUCCUGUCUCCAACAUGCCAAACUCGAACAUGGAAGGUAUGUUGAGAGAUUUGCCUCUGGUAUUACAGUAGAAGAUGUCUCCAGCGCUAUCCGACGGGUAGG